CCUUUCCGCCCGCAAUACUCACGAGCUCGCUGUCCCCUCGCCUCGGCUCCCCCUUCUCCUCCUCCUCCGAGUGUUGCCUCCGGUAUGGGGAGGGAUUGGGAUCAGGAAGAGCCCCUCCGUUGCGCUCGGGGUGUUCGAUUUUUGGUUGUUGGUUUGGUGGUGGGGGCUUAGUCAUUCGCGGUCCAGUUCGGCGUCAGUGAAUCAGUGAUGCGUUUUGCAGUUGACCCACUAGUUUGUUCUUCAUUGAAUUGUCGCAAUGCGUGACUUGUUUGGCAUAAAUUUGAGGGAUAUGCUGUGGAAACUUGAACCUUUAGGUUGUUUGGCAGCAGUUUAUUUGUCUGUUUUUGUGGAUCAGUUUCUACUGAAGAGACAGAUCUGAACCUUGCUUUCAAACCAAGCGAAAGUUUUCCUAUUUUGCCUCAUCGCUGCACAGGCAUGAGUUUGUCUCUCUUUUCUGAAACUAAUAUAAUAAUAUGAACCGCAGACAGUGAAGGAAUAGUUGGUUUAGUGCAUGAUCUAAUUACGAAAUAUCUUUGGUACUGUUUGAAUUUUUUUGUCUUUCGGAUCAUUAUAUAAGAUAUAUGUGGUACCAAUUUCUACUGUUACCUUCUUCUUCCAAAGCAUGAUUUUUCUGUUCCAUAUCCUAUGUUGUCCUGCUGAAAAAUAGUAAUGUAAGCAGUUGAUAUGUGUCGCAUGCUUGUUUGUUUUUUUCAGAUGGAGGAUGGCGUGUCUACUUACACUGUUGAUGAGGCUCUUGUUUCCAUGGGGUUUGGGAAAUUUCAAGCAUUUGUGCUUGCUUACGCUGGAAUGGCCAAGAUAUCUGAAGCAAUGGAAAUGAUGCUUUUGUCAUUUGUUGGGCAAUCGGUUCAAGCCGAAUGGGAGCUUUCUGCACAGGCAGAGAGUCUCAUCACAAGUGUUGUUUUUGUAGGUAUGCUUGUAGGAGCAUAUUCUUGGGGCAUAGUUUCAGACAACUAUGGGAGAAGGCAGGGUCGGGUUCAAUUUCACAGCCAUUGUAACUGGUGGGGCUGGUCUUCUUAGUGCAUUUGCGCCAAAUUACCUUUCUUUGAUCAUGCUGAGAUUUAUGGUUGGUGUUGGAUUGGGUGGUGGGCCAGUUUUAUCUUCCUGGUUUCUGGAAUUCAUCCCUGCUCCUAACCGAGGAACUUGGAUGGUUAUUUUCUCAGCAUUCUGGACCAUUGGCACAAUAAUGGAAGCUUCAUUAGCUUGGGCUGUUAUGCCAGGUUUUGGCUGGAGGUGGUUGCUAGCAUUCUCAUCGUUGCCAUCAUUUGCUCUACUGCUGUUCUAUCCACUGACAUUGGAGUCGCCAAGGUACUUAUGCAUGAAGGGCAGAACAGCUGAUGCCGUGCAGGUUCUGGAAACAAUGGCACGAUUAAACCGUGUAGCUCUCCCUUCUGGCCAUCUUAUGUCUGGCCAUCGAAUGGAACUCCAUGAGAUCACAGAUUCCUCAGAGACAUCACAGUUGCUUUCAGCUAAGAAAACCAAUAUUGCUGCUCAUGCUAGUAAAUCCGAGAUUGGGGGCCGCAAUGCAAUUUUAAAGCUUCUGUCCCCAAAUUUAAUUAGAUCAAGUCUUCUUCUUUGGACUGUCUUUCUUGGUCAUGCCUUCUUAUACUAUGGUCUUGUUCUACUAACCUCAGAAUUAAGUCAUGGAAAUAAGAUUUGUGGAUCAGAGGGGGCAGUAACAACCCAAACAAACCACUCAAACGAUGCUAAUCUGUACAGAAACGUAUUCAUCACUAGCUUUGGAGAGGUUCCUGGCCUUAUACUAUCUGCGGCAAUUGUGGACAAGAUCGGCCGCAAACUCUCAAUGUCGACGAUGCUUUAUAUCAGUUGCCUGUGCAUUGCUCCCCUUAUGGUCCCCCAAACAGAAUCCCUGACAACUAUCUUCCUUUUCGGUGCACGAGUUUGCAUCUCCGCGAGCUUCAUUGUCUUGCACAUCUAUGCUCCUGAGAUAUACCCAACUGCAGUCAGGGCUACUGGCGUCGGGUUUGCUAGCUCAAUCGCUCGUUUUGGUGGGAUCUUGUGCCCUCUUGUGGCCGUCGGUUUGGUGCACGCAUGCCAUCAGACUGCAGCCAUCCUGAUAUUCAUCACGGUGAUGCUCGUCUCAGGUGUUGCUGUCUCAUACUUUCCUCUGGAAACAAGUGGCCGAAAAUUGAGCGACCACAUCGCGGCCUAGAGCUAAAGCUGUGAGCAGAAUCUGACAGUGUUGCAAGUGUUAUUUUCUUUAGCUAUACACAAAUUAUAGGAUUGAGCUCCUUGAAGCCAGUAACAUUUUUUUCCAGUUCUAAAGAGCAUAGAGAAUAGAAAUGAAAGGUGGUGGAUUUAAAUUUUUAAAUGGAAUGAAAGGUUGCGAAUUUCAUAUUUUUAAUUCCAUUUACAUUGUUUUAAUCAUAUGUGUGUAAACUGCUAAACAAGAUGCUUACUUUGUUCACUUGAGAUGGGAUCGAUAUGUUUUGAAGGAAAUAUGCGUCGAUCCCUUAAA
Molecule: messenger RNA, 2497 nt
Organism: Oryza brachyantha (malo sina)
Lineage: Eukaryota; Viridiplantae; Streptophyta; Magnoliopsida; Poales; Poaceae
Product: organic cation/carnitine transporter 7-like
Exons: 5
Coding region: 974-2191 (405 amino acids)
Biological process (GO): transmembrane transport
Cellular component (GO): membrane
Molecular function (GO): transmembrane transporter activity
Source: RefSeq, a predicted model, not a curated record